Adineta steineri is the source of this 2196-nucleotide messenger RNA. The record is from the annotation of a GenBank genome assembly. NCBI's taxonomy places the organism in Eukaryota, Metazoa, Rotifera, Eurotatoria, Adinetida, Adinetidae.
AUGAUUAAACAUAUACCAAGAAAAGUCAAGGACAAAUAUGAAAUCCUUGGUAUUGUUGGUGAAGGUGCUUAUGGUGUUGUUCUUGAAGCUCGUGAAAAAGAGUCAAAUAAAACUGUUGCUAUAAAAUAUUUUAAACAAACUCCUGGAUAUUUUAGUAAAUUACAUAUUAUUGAACGUGAAUUAAAUAUUCUUCAAUCACUUAGAUUUGAAAAUGUUGUUGAAUUAAUUGAAUGGUUUCGUGAUAAGAAACGAUAUUUUCUUGUAUUUGAAUAUAUUGAAUCGGAUAUGCUACAAGUUUUACAAGAACAUCCUGAUGGUUUACCAUUAGAAGAAGUACGUCAUUUAUCACUUCAAUUAUUUAAUGCUAUACAUUGGUGUCAUAAACAUGAUAUAAUUCAUCGAGAUAUAAAACCAGAAAAUUUACUUAUAUCAAAAGAUUCUAUUUUAAAAUUAUGUGAUUUUGGUUUUGCAAGAUUUUGUAAUACACAAACAUCGGCAGAUUAUUAUACAAAUUAUGUUGCAACACGAUGGUAUCGAUCACCUGAAUUACUUAUUGGUUCAGCUUAUGGUAAACCAGUUGAUAUAUGGGCAUGUGGAUGUAUUAUGGCUGAAUUGGCAACUGGUCAAGCACUCUUCAUUGGUGACAGUGAUAUUGAUCAAUUAUAUCGUAUUCAAAAAAGUUUAGGACAAUUACCAAUAAAAUACUUAGAAGAUAUGAUAAAAAAUCCAAAAUUUGAAGGAUUAAAAUUUCCUUCUCUUUAUCAAACUGAUCCAUUAGAACCACGUUUUAGUCAUGUAUUUCCAUCAGAUAUGAUGAAUUUAUUCAAAAAUACUGUUCGUUUAUGUGCUUCUGAUCGUUUAACAGCUGAACAAUGUAUUCAACAUGAUGCUUUUCUUAAUUUAAAUAAAAAACGUUCUCAACAACAACAACAAUCUGCAUCUCAAUCUGAAAUUAAACAGAACACUGAUAUAAUUUAUAAUACUAUUGUACUUGGUGAUAGUCAUUUAAAUAGAUUACCUAAUGAAACGAAUGAAAUUCAAGGUCGACAUCGAUCUUCAUCAGUAAAUAAAAAUGUUAAUACUGAAAGUACUCCUGAUCUUCAAUUUGCUUCUUCAUCUUUUACUUCGUUACAAACAAAAUAUCGUAGUAAUCCUCCACUACCUGAUCGAUCAGUAUCAUUUAGUCAUCAUCAUCGACCAAAAAUACUACGAAGACGAACAAAAACUCACUCAGCAUCUAGUGAUGAAGAAGAUGCACCAUCUAUAUUUAGUCCAAGAGCUUUGAAUGAACCAAAUAAUGAUACUAUUGAAACAAAUAAUAAUCAGCUAAGAAAAACAUAUUUUCAAAAUUAUCGAUCAACACCAUCAAUACAUGAAGAAUCUACAACGCCAUCAUCUCCAUCAUUAAGAUAUGCUUCGAAUGAAAUUUUAUUAAGACCUAAACAACAACCAUUAAUAAAUCUUUCACAAACAUCAUCAAAAGAUAUUAAUAAACGAUUUAGUUUAGAACAAAAACAACAUCAAAUAUCUGAACCAUAUCUCUAUCGAUCAUCAAUGAUUAUUGUACCGGAACAUAAUUCGAAUGAAUAUAUUUCUCAAAUCAAUAAUAAUCAAAAUACUUCAUUACCACUUCGACAAACACGAGAAGAACCAGUCAGUGAAAUUCAUCAACUACGUAAUAUGGUACGUGAACAUAAUCGGAAUGUAUCUCGUAGUCAAUCAGUUAAUUAUCAUUCACCUGCAGAAAAAACAACUAGUUUUCAACGAACACCUUUAAGACAAACUUAUCGUCAAAUGAUUUCAGAUCUAUUAGAUGAAAUUGAUACUGAUUCAAUGGUUUCAACAUCGAAUCAACCUAGUCGUAAUUUUGAACAGCAACAACAACAAAAUAAUAUAUAUUCACGAAACCCCGAUCAACGAAAGCAUAUUCAUGGUAGUGAUAGUCAUUUAAUGAGUUCAAGUGGAUAUAGUUCAUCAUUCAGUCGAUCAUCUUUUUCCACAACUAAACCUGAUUAUAAAAAUACAGUAAUUCCUCAGCGAAGACAACAACAAGAACCAACUAAUAGUAUAUUUGGUGUGUAUCCAUUUGCUCGAACAGCUAUGAAACAUGUUGCUAAUGUUUUCAUGCCAUCAUCUCAACAACGGCAACCAUCAUCACGAAUUUUAAAUACAAAAUCUCAUCAUCAUGAUCAUUAA